AAAGCAUACAUCUGACCCUAGUUUGUAUCCAUAAAUGAUUAAGGUAUUAGACAAAACUGACACCAACUCCAUCAGUGAUUAAGUGCUAAAUAUUGUUUCAGACCCCCACAGUAAAAGUUCUACCAGAUCACCAUAUAAUCUAAGAAAAAAAACACAACAUAAUAUUUAUCAUGAAGAAUUACUAUGUAAUCCACUUUAUAUACAGAUAUCACUGGGGCAUUACUAAAUAAGUGGACUUAACAAUAUUGGCCAACAAAAUAGUAAUUGCUCCAGUAACUAUUCAGAAUUCUGCAUCUCUAAAAGUCAAAACCCCAAGCUUUUAUAAGUUCAGAUAAGAACAUCCAGUGAACAAAUAAUGGAACAAUAAUCUAUGAAUAAAGUGUCACCUAGAAACUUUUUUAUACAUAACCGUUUUAUGAGUGAACAAAAAUCAUUACUCGAAAACUUUUCAUGAAAAUGAUUACAUGGAGUACACUACAAUUAUACAUAAUGGACCAAGACUAAAAUUAAAUGACUAUUUCUGUAUAUCUUAAUAGAUUACAAGAUUUCGUUGAGCAUGCAGUCUGUCCAGGAGGCAUAGUAUCAUUGAGAAGAUGCCAGUCUACCGACGACCACAAUAGAAGCAGAACUGAACGUCAGCGUCGUCUUUAGUCAAAGCUUUUCACAUCCUGAUCAUUUUCGUAGAUUCCGAGGACACAGAUUUAUAAGAGCAUACAUUUAAUAUCAAUACUAUUGAUCUAACAUAUUUUUAAGAAACUCACAGGUAUCGAAAGAAAAGUUCGGUUUUAAUGAAACGUAGAAAGUACAACAGUGGAGGCUUGAGAUGGCGCUACAUACCCAGCCGCGCGCUCCGGUCUCCGCGCGCGCUCUCGUCACCGGCGCUCAGUGAUUUAUCGGCAGAGCCGGAAACGGCAGAUAACAGGAGCGGGGACUCUAACGCCGAGUGGAAGGGGCCCGGUUUGGCAGAGCCGGCAUUAAAAAAGAGGGAAGAAAGGAAGGAAGACAAAAGGAAACCUAAUUUGUGGACGGCAGUCGGAUUUAUUAUUUCUCAAGCUUGCAGAGAAGCGCGUGGAGAGCUCUCUUUUUUUCGGUUGAGGAUAAAUUUGGGAAAGUUAAAGGUCCCCCUGUCACCCUUUCGGCUCUCUCGGGCUCUUCCAGGCUAGUGUGGUGACGCGGCUUGAAGAUCCUCGACGACGGCCACUCACACCGAAGCAAAUACCAUAUGGAUAUUUAACUUUGCUUAUUUUCCCACACGGCUUUCUCCUGAACGCGAAGGCUGGAUUUACUUUCUUUUUACGUUUUCUUUUCAGGAUUUUCAUCGAUGGUCGUUCGGUAGUCUCUUGGCUAGCUGCUAGCAGUUACUUUUUAUCCCAGGCUUUAGCUAGCCGUCGUUAGCUCCAGCUAGAUAUGAGCGCCGCUGUUAGCUAGCUUGCUUCCCAUCUGUUUUUCCUUUGCCUAGACUGAGUGUAGUUUUUCCAAGGUUUUCAUUUUAACUCACUGCCUCCUGGGCAGGUAAAGUGAGUCGAAGCUUGGGACCAUGUCUAUCGCGUCGUAAUGCUUAAAAAAACGCAACAGGAGUUUUCCUUUAAAAAUAUUUAAAAUGUUUAGCUAUAAUCGCUAGCUAGCAGGCAAUACUGCAAAACCCGAAAAGUGCCGGAAAAUUAUCGCUGUGUUACUUCUAAGGCCUUUGGGAUCUUUUGCUGUCUGUUCGCUUGGAUAAUUUUAAAACUCAUUUUAAGCAUUUUUUUUUUAAGGAAAAACUUCUUCUUUUCCUUGCUUAAUUUUAAGGCACAUGCUCGCUCUUAAAACUUUUAUGAUUAUUUUUCUAGCUGCAAGCUAGUUUAUUACUAAGGGAAGGAAACGUGAUUAAAGAACUAUUCUGAAAGUUAACCCAAAACAAAAGAAAGUGGACCUGACAAAGACCCCUCAUCUCUGCUGGCAAGAUGAUGUGCGAGGUGAUGCCCACAAUCAGCGAGGCAGAGAUCCCACCGGGGGGUGGUGGCAGCUGUGGUUCAGGCUCUCCACUGCAGUCAGACUCUGAUGGACACUUUGAGUCUCUCAUGGUGUCAAUGCUGGAGGAGCGGGACCGGCUGCUGGAGACGCUGCGUGAGAGCCAGGAGAACCUUGGGCUGACUCAAAGCAAGCUGCAUGAGGUCAGCCAUGAGCGUGAUGCACUACAGAGGCAGCUCAAUACGGCUCUGCCCCAGGAGUUUGCAGCACUUACUAAGGAAGUGAACAUGUGCAGAGAGCAGCUGCUGGAGCGGGAAGAGGAGAUCUCUGAGCUGAAGGCUGAGAGGAACAACACGCGGCUGCUGCUGGAGCACUUGGAGUGCCUGGUCUCCAGGCAUGAGCGCUCCCUGCGGAUGACCGUGGUGAAGAGGCAGGCUCAGUCUCCAGCUGGUGUGUCCAGUGAGGUGGAAGUGCUCAAGGCCCUUAAGUCUUUAUUCGAGCACCACAAAGCGCUGGAUGAGAAGGUGAGGGAGAGGCUGCGAGUUGCCCUAGAGCGGUGCAGCGCCUUGGAAGAGCAACUGACAUCAUCUAACAAGGAGUUGGCCUUUUUUCGAGAACAAAACAGCCAGAAGAAAGCAGUGAUAGGCGGAGGGGUUGAAGUCAACCAUGAUGCCGAGAAUGUUCCCAGCACGAACGGCAAGAGGUCGUCAGAUGGGUCUCUGAACCAUGAGGAGGACCUCUCUAAGGUUGUGGAGCUGCAGGAGGUCAUUGAUCGGCAGAACAAAGACCUUGGGCAGAUGAAGGAGCGCCUGUCAACACUCUCGAGCCGGGUGGCAGAACUGGAGGAUGACUUGGACACUGCCCGCAAGGACCUCAUCAAGUCAGAGGACAUGAACACCAGACUGCAGAGAGACCUUCGGGAGUCCAUGGCGCAGAAGGAGGACAUGGAGGAGAGAAUCACAACUCUAGAGAAACGCUACCUUGCCGCUCAGCGUGAAGCUACAUCUGUACAUGACCUCAAUGACAAACUGGAAAACGAAAUUGCCAACAAGGAGUCCGUCUUUCGCCAGUCAGAAGAUAGGAACCGGCAGCUGCAGGAAAGGCUUGAGCUAGCAGAGCAGAAGCUGCAGCAGACCAUAAGGAAGGCGGAGACCUUGCCAGAGGUGGAGGCGGAGCUGGCUCAGAGGGUGGCCGCGCUCUCGAAGCCUCUCCAAUCUGUGUGUGCUGACUCUGGCCUUAAGGAAGCUAAGUUGCAGAGGAAGGCUGAGGAGCGGCAUGGAAACAUCGAGGAGCGACUCAGGCAGAUGGAGGCCCAGCUGGAGGAGAAGAACCAGGAAUUGCUGAGGGCCCGUCAGAGAGAGAAGAUGAAUGAGGAGCACAACAAGCGCCUGUCUGAAACAGUGGACAGGCUGCUGUCGGAGUCUAAUGAGAGGCUACAGCUCCAUCUAAAGGAAAGAAUGUCUGCUCUGGAAGACAAGAAUGCACUCAUUCGAGAUCUGGAGCAUACAAAGAAGCUGAUUGAAGAGGCUCACCGUGAGAAGGAGCAGCUUCUUAUCGAGAUAGAGACCAUGAGAGCAGAGAAUGAACAGGGACGCAGCCGGAGCAACUCCAUGCUGCAUCAUGGCCGCUCCCACCUGGUCAGCACCCCGGACUUCAGGUACCCGGUGUCUGCCUCCUCCAUGAUGGACAGCCACUCUGAGCACUAUAGCGGUGCGCUGGUGCUGAGGCGGCCGCAGAAGGGCCGGGUAGCCGCUCUCCGGGAUGAGCCCUCCAAGGUCCAGACGCUGAACGAGCAGGAGUGGGAGCGCGUGCAGCAGGCCAACGUGCUGGCCAAUGUGGCACAUGCCUUUGAGAGCGACAUGGACGUGUCUGACGUAGAGGACGAUCGUGAGACCAUCUUCAGCUCUGUGGACCUGUUGUCUCCUGCUGGCCAGGCUGAUGCCCAAACCCUGGCUCUCAUGCUGCAGGAACAGCUGGACGCCAUCAACAAUGAAAUCAGGAUGAUCCAGGAGGAGAAGGAGAGCACCACACAGCGGGCAGAGGAGAUUGAGAGCCGUGUCGGCAGCGGCGACAACUUGGGAGGGCGAUUUCGCUCACUCAGCUCCCUCCAUCCAUCCUUUGCGGGGUCCUCUCAGGCUGGAUCCUCACCCCCGGGGUCUGGCCACUCCACCCCAUGCCGUAUGCCUCGCAGCCCCAACCGGGAGGUCGACCGAAUGGGCGUCAUGACCCUGCACUCCUGCUAUGAUCCGUAUGUUACUGAGACCUCCCUCUCACAUCAGACUGUAGCUUACCUGCAGUAUUCCUCCGCUAGCUCCGCCCCUCCAUAUAGCUAUGCACCGUGCUACAUCAAGUCUUCACAGGAUGACAAAGCUACAAUAAAAUGUGAGACCUCUCCUCCUUCAACCCCCCGGUCCAUUCGUCUCCAUGGAGGGAGCAUUCAUGCAGCCAGUCAUGAAGACCUCAGGGAUAUCAGAAGCACUCCCAGCCUCGCCGACGGCCAGGGCAGUAAUCCCAGUAGCAGCAACAGCAGCCAGGACUCUCUGAACAAGGCUACCAAGAAGAAGAGCAUCAAGUCAUCCAUCGGGAGGCUUUUUGGAAAAAAGGAGAAGGGCAGACCAGGCGCCCUUGGCAAAGAUGGCUCCAGCCAAGCAGGUACACCUGACGCUGAAAACUCGCCAUCAGAUGCCUUAGGCCUUGGCAAGCUGGGCAGCCAGGGGGAGAAGAACAGGAAGCUGCAGAAAAAUCCAAAAACUGGGCAUGAGCUGCUGGAAGAGGCGCGCAGACAAGGUCUGCCGUUUGCCCAGUGGGACGGCCCUACAGUGGUGGUCUGGCUGGAGCUGUGGGUGGGAAUGCCCGCCUGGUACGUGGCCGCCUGCCGUGCCAACGUGAAGAGUGGCGCCAUCAUGUCGGCGCUAUCGGACACAGAGAUCCAGCGUGAGAUCGGCAUCAGCAACCCACUGCACCGGCUCAAGCUGCGGCUGGCCAUCCAGGAGAUCAUGUCCCUGACCAGCCCAUCGGCGCCCCCUACCUCCCGCACGCCCACGGGCAAUAUAUGGGUCACGCACGAAGAGAUGGAGAGCCUCGCGGCCACGCCACAGACGGAGGAUGAGGAGGGCAGCUGGGCCCAGACCUUGGCGUACGGGGACAUGAACCAUGAGUGGAUUGGCAACGAGUGGCUGCCCAGCCUGGGCCUGCCGCAGUACCGCAGCUAUUUCAUGGAGUGCCUGGUGGACGCACGCAUGCUGGACCACCUCACCAAGAAGGACCUGCGCGGCCAGCUCAAAAUGGUGGAUAGCUUUCACAGAAAUAGCUUCCAGUGUGGCGUCAUGUGUUUGCGGCGGCUGAAUUACGACAGGAAAGAACUGGAGAGAAGGCGGGAGGACUCCCAAACGGAGGUUAAAGAUGUCCUGGUGUGGACCAACGACCGGGUCAUUAACUGGAUUGAGUCCAUCGGGCUGAAGGAGUAUGCAAAUAACCUGCUGGAGAGCGGAGUACAUGGAGCCCUGUUUGCCUUAGAGGAGACCUUCGACCACAAUGCGCUGGCUCUGCUGCUGCAGAUCCCCACGCAGAACACGCAGGCAAGAGCUCUUCUGGACAGAGAAUACAACAACCUUUUGGUCCUGGGUACUGAACGAAGACUAGAUGAGGAUGAUGACAAGAACUUCAGGCGGGCACCUUCCUGGAGGAAGAAAUUUAGACCCAAAGAUGUUCGGGGGAUGUCAGUAGGAUCAGCUGAAACGCUCCCAGCCAACUUCAGGGUCACCAAUACUAUGUCUUCACCAUCUAUGCAGCCAAAAAAGAUGCCGAUGGACGUUUAUCCACAUUAUUUCUAUAGGUAAUUAUGCAGCACAAAUCCAGUUGAAGUCAAUGUUCACAGAAUCAGGAAGGAACCAUCAACGUUAUGAGGACUUUUAAAUAUUUUAUUACAGAGUAUAAUUAUCAAUUACUGCAAAUCUCUUGGACUACGCUAGAGAAAAUAGUUUAUAUUUAUGUAAACCGAUGGGACAUUUCAUGUAAUUUUAUUUGCUUUUUUCUUUCAGAUUCUUUUAGCCUUAAAUGUAAACUACUUCUGAUAUAACUGAAUGUAUCAUAAAUCUGAAUAAUGUAUAUGUACCUACAGAUCUUAUCUAUUCUUUAUUUCUGAUUCUGUAUUUUACAAUGUCCUUGAUUAAACCAUGAAAUUUAA
Molecule: messenger RNA, 6136 nt
Organism: Paramormyrops kingsleyae
Lineage: Eukaryota; Metazoa; Chordata; Actinopteri; Osteoglossiformes; Mormyridae
Source: RefSeq, a predicted model, not a curated record